CAUACAAAUAUGUUUUGACAUUCUCUGUUGAUUGAUACGGCUUUUAGAACAAUGAACGACAUAAUAUAGCAUAUUAAGAGUAUUAGGAAAACAAUACAUUAAUUUAUUGUAGUUUCUUAACUAAUAGCGCGUAGUUAGCGCAAUGUAUUCCUCUGCCAAAAAGUUGCAGCGGGUGUUAUCGUCGCAGGAAAUCCGCAAGACAUUCAUUGAGUAUUUCAAACUAAAUCAUGAUCACAAAUUUGUACGGUCCAGUCCGGUAGUACCAUUCUGUGACCCGACUGUGGCAUUCGUUAACGCUGGUAUGAAUCAAUUCAAGUCAAUUUUCUUGGGCAAAGCUCAACCUCCCUAUCCUCGAGUGACCAAUUCGCAAAAAUGUGUGCGAGUUGGUGGCAAACACAAUGAUCUUUCUAUAGUCGGUCAAGAUAGCUAUCAUCACACGUUUUUCGAAAUGUUAGGCAAUUGGUCCUUUGGAGAUUAUUUUAAGCGUGAAGCCUGUGAACUAGCCCUAGAACUUUUACGUGGUCCCUAUAAUAUCGAUGCAAGUAGAUUAUAUGUAACAUAUUUUGCUGGUGAUAAGAUACUUGGUUUACCGGCUGAUUUGGAAUGUUAUGAAAUAUGGCGCAGUUUAGGUUUUCCCGCAGAAAGAAUAUUACCUUUUGGUUGUAAAGAAAAUUUUUGGGAAAUGGGUGCAACUGGCCCAUGUGGUCCCUGUACCGAAAUACAUAUCGAUCAUUCCCCAACUAAAGGCCAUGAACGCGCGAAGUUUGUUAACGCUGAUAGAUCAGAUUUAACGGAAUUGUGGAAUUUGGUGUUCAUACAAUACAACCGGAACGCAAAUGGGUCUAUAACAAAACUACCUGCACGGCACGUAGAUACAGGCAUGGGAUUCGAAAGACUUACUGCCAUUUUACAAAAUAAAUCAUCCAACUACGACACAGAUCUUUUCAUGCCAAUUUUCAAUGCAAUUCAAAAAAUAACACACGCACCCCAUUAUGGUGGUAAAUUCCCAACCCCAAGAGAAAACGCUGCACUGGACACGGGAUAUAGAAUUCUAGCAGACCAUUCUCGUAUGAUAUCCAUUUGUCUAGCCGACGGCAUGUUACCCGAUCAAAACCAAAAACUACGAAGGAUUUUACGCAAAGCGUUUACAAUAAGCGAAAAUAUAUUUAAAAAUGAGGUGUUGGUAUCACAACUUAUACCAAUAGUUAUAGACACAAUAGGUACGGCGUAUCCGGAAAUAUAUAGCAAACAGAGUUCCAUAUUAGAGUUAAUAGCGCAUGAACGAGAGGUGUUCAAGGCAUUGCGAGAAAGCUCUUCGAGAGCAUUUGCCGAGGUCUUAAUGGAGUUUCCCAACUUGGAAGAAGUUGAUUUAAUGGAAUGUCCUGGUUUUGUGCCAGCUUAUCGUGAUUUUCAAACUCAAAAAGAAACAUUUAUUAACAAUAUCCUGCCCGGAAAAUUUCUGUACAAACUUACGGAUACUUAUGGUUUAACACAAGAAAAUUUCAAGAAACUAGCGGAAAUAGAAAAUAUGGAAUGUGAUUUAAAUGGUUACUUCAUGGAAAUAGCGAAUGCUAAGCUAAGAUCAAAAGCUUCCUUAAGUGAAGGUUCUAUCAGUAGUGAAAACAAGCUAGAAAAGCAACAUCAGACAAACGAAGUACUCUCACUGCUCACGCAGAAACUCAAUGGCACGGAUAGUAGUUCAAAAUAUAAUUAUAGUUAUGAUAUGGAUAAUAAACGGUACAAUAUUCCUCAAGUUUCGGCCCUAAUUACUGGUAUGGUCUUUCAAGGCAAAGAAGCGAACACCGUGGUAUUGAAUAAUUCACAGUCAGAAUUAUUAUAUGUGGCAACAGAUAUCACUAACUUCUAUCAUGAGUCUGGUGGUCAACAAGCUGAUAUUGGCACAAUGUUAUUAACAUCUGAAACAAAUGGCGAAAUACUUGAGUUGCCUGUGAAAGAAGUUAAAGCUAUAAAUGAUUGCAUUGUACAUGUAUGUGACUUGUCGAAUGUUGAAAAGGAUUUCACGUUAAAAACAGGAGCACAAGUAAAUCUUUUGGUAGACGCCAAUCGCCGUCAGCUGACAACAUGUCAUCACACAGCAACCCAUUUAUUAAAUGGUGCAAUCCGUUCGCUGUUCAAAAAGGUCACCUAUCAAGUAUCCAGUUCCGUAACGAGUGAUAACUGCAAGCUUGAGGUAGGUCUAAUUGGCAAACGUAUUAAAAAGGACGAUAUUACACAGUUGGAAGAUAUGAUUGUAGGUACUAUAGACUCAAAGGUGCCAGUAGAUGUCCGGAUUAUAAACGCCAGUGAUGUAUUACAACAAGACGAUAUCACAAUGAUACCUGGGGAGAUAUAUCCUGAGUCUGGACUACGGUUAUUAAGCAUAUAUUGUGAGAACCCUCAAUUGAUUUCCAAAGAAUUGUGUUGCGGAACUCAUGUGACAAAUACGCAGGAAAUAGAAUAUUUUUGCAUCACCAACCUUAGACAAACGAAUCGUGCUCGAUUUGCUUUUACAGCAGUUGCAGGGGCGGCCGCAGAAAAUGCAUUAAGAAUUGCGGCUCUCUUACAACACCGCGUAGAUUUGCUUGACAAACAGUUUAAGACUGAUAAAGUUACAAACGCUACUGAAAUCGAAUUGCAAAAGAUACGGCACAAUUUGAUUCAUAUGGAAGUUGCGUUACCAUAUGUUUUUAAAAUCAACACCAUAGAACGCAUUAAUGAUAUACUCAAGAAGCUCAAAGAAACAACUAGAACAACUUUAAAAGAAUUUGUUGAGGUCGAAAUGAGAACGUUAUUGCAAGAAAAAUCUAUCGAAAGCCAUCCCUUCCUUGUGCAUUACAUCACAAGCUCAGCGCUGGUAGAGGAAGUCCCACUGCAAAGGGCCACAAAACUUUGCACCGAUCGUCCGAUACUCGUAGCUAGCAUGUGUGAUAACGUCGUUAAAGCGCGUUGUUGUGUGCCCAAGAAAUUUGUCAGCGAUCAUUUUGAUGCCGAACAAUGGCUUAGAGAAUUCGCAGUGGUUUUUAAAUCACAAGUUUCCGCACCGAAGGGUCAAAAUUCUGCGGAAAUAUGCAAUAUGAAAGGCAAAAAGGUGUCCACUUCAUUUGAAGAACAAUUAGAGGAAGCCAUCGCCAGGGCCCAGACUUUUGCCUCACAACACAUUUUGUUGUGAUUUUAAUCUAAGCAUGUGUUUUCAAAAUCCAAACAUACCCCAGUAAAAUAAUUACAUGUGCCACCUUUUGAUGUGUGCAUAUAUUGUUUAAAUAUAUGUAUAUAACGGUAUCUAUAGUAAAUGUGUAAGAAAUAAUUUCAACUUACCUCAAUUAUCUUUACAUAAAUUAAGUCAUGAUUGAAUAAUAAUAAGAUUGCGUGCAUAUUGACAGCGUUUAAUUGAAAAUUCAUAAUCAUAAUGAACUUAGCCGUCACACCAAGACAUCGAUCUUGUUAAGACAAUCUGGAAAUCACGAAAAUACUUGUAAAAAUAAAAUGCAGAUUGAAAAUUGA
Molecule: messenger RNA, 3501 nt
Organism: Zeugodacus cucurbitae (melon fly)
Lineage: Eukaryota; Metazoa; Arthropoda; Insecta; Diptera; Tephritidae
Gene: AlaRS-m
Product: alanine--tRNA ligase, mitochondrial
Exons: 12
Coding region: 143-3169 (1008 amino acids)
Biological process (GO): tRNA modification; alanyl-tRNA aminoacylation
Cellular component (GO): cytoplasm; mitochondrion
Molecular function (GO): amino acid binding; nucleic acid binding; alanine-tRNA ligase activity
Source: RefSeq, a predicted model, not a curated record